GAGACAAGAUGGCGGGAUUUGAAAGCGGGAAACGGAGGUCCCCACGUGGCAGACGAACACCAACCACACAGAAAAGGAAACUUGACACUGUGGACAGCAGCAUAGAGAAAUCCAGUGAAGUGUCCCAGCACACGGCGCAAUCCUUCUACAACAAGUCGUCAGCCAAUCAGAAGCGGCCUUACAUUGGUCCUUUGGAGAGGAAGUACCUUCGGGAGAUCGAGGAGAAGCGAGCGCAGCGGUCGCGAGAAACCUCGGCAGAAAGGCCGAACGGCGAAAAAACUGUUUCUCCUCCUGCUGCCCCAGUUGGCCCAAGGAAAUACAUCAUCACCAUACCUGUGAAGACCAAGACUAUCAGGGUGAGACAGAAAGCACCUCUCAGAAAGAGCCCAAGAAAAUCUUCCAGCCCAAGCUUAACUUCCGUAAGACAGAGUCCAAGGAAAGCCACAACACCACAGCUGAAGAAGACAUCCUCAAGCUUAGAGAAAGCACAAACUACAGGGGUUACCAAAUCCGCUCCGCGGACCCCACCAUGCAGUGUAGAUGAGACUGUGUACACGCUCACAGAAACCCCGUCCCUCUUCAGUGACAAUGACAACCAGGAAAGAGAUGACACUGGGAGUUUGGCAAGCGCUGAUGCCAUCGGCCCUGCCCUACCAGUUGAUGAUGCCACCACUGUGGAGUCACAGAGGGAUGACCAGAAAGCUGCUAGCAUGGUUAGCAGCCCACAGAGAGCGAAGGCUCCACAGCAGGUGUCACCUAAAUCCUCCCCAACACAACGGCAGACCAAAAGUGACCGGAAGGUCUGA
Molecule: messenger RNA, 806 nt
Organism: Branchiostoma belcheri (Belcher's lancelet)
Lineage: Eukaryota; Metazoa; Chordata; Leptocardii; Amphioxiformes; Branchiostomatidae
Exons: 4
Coding region: 9-806 (265 amino acids)
Source: RefSeq, a predicted model, not a curated record